AUGGCUCAUAAGAUCAACGUCUCAGUCGCGUCACUUCAACCGUCGCAGUUUGAAGGGUGGGCCACGAAGCAAGGUGGUUCCUGGAAAUCAUGGAAACGUCGUUGGUUUGUAAUUAAAGACAAAAAGAUGUGGUACUUUUCUGGUAAGAAUGAUACCGAAGCUAAGGGGUGGAUUGAUUUAACACCAGGGACCGAAGUGAAAGACAAGACAGAACCCGGUCAAAAGAAGAAAUUUUCCUUUGCUAUUAACUCGCGCGGUGUGAAGGGUGAACGAGAGUUUUUGAUCUUUGUCGAAUCAGAAACAGACUUGAAAGGGUUUUUAAAGGCCAUUAACCAAGUGUUAUCUAGUGACAAAAAAUCUGCUGGUGCCGCCGCGUCGUCUGUCCCUAAAGUGAAUAACGUCAUUCCGCCUUCACAACCAGUCUCGCAAGUCCAAGCUCCUCCUCCUUUAACUCAACCUUAUGUCCCAGAACAAACACUCGAAGCUCAACCACCUAUCCCACAAGUCCCUGUCGAUAUCCCUCAACCCCCUGUAGUCUCUACAGCUCCUGUUGCAUCACCAGUUGUUGCUCAAAAGAGUUGUGCGUUGAAUUAUCCAAAUAACAUAUCAAAGCGCACUGCAUCCGAUGGAAUUAACAUUGCAAAGGACAUGUCACAGUGGCUCAAAAAUAAUCAACCGGAAGGUAUUAAGGACUUCUUGAACAUCUGGAAAGAUUCAUUGCCCGUGUCUACUGACAUCAUUGCAGGCGAGUUUGCAACAAUCACACUAUGCGUCUCUGCAGAUACACACAAGAUGUCGUGGAGAGUGAACGGCCCUCAGAGUGGAAUGAUCCAGAAGAUGGUUGACUUCUUCUGGAAUGUCGGAGCUCCCGAGAAUGAAAUUGACCGUUUGAACGACUUAGGAGCGGAGAUCAAUCCAAAUGUCAUAGGGUCGUGGAUUGAUAUGAGUCAAGAUGGUGGAAUGGAUGGAGGAUGGUUCUUCCCAGUCGACAUAGCGCUUGGAACUGCAAAGAGUGCGGGAGAUGUUGGAGAAGGGAAAGAAGGGAAUAAUUCUGCAUUAGACGUCUUUGUGAAAUGGGCCGAACAACAUGGGAUUAAUAUGGUCAUUUCUGUUGGAAGAGAUAUGGGAGCUACUCCACCUCGACAAACCGAUUUCAAAUUCAAAAUUGUUGGACCGAACCAAGUCAAGUUAAGUAUUGUUAAAGAAGCCGGUGAUGCUUUUGGGUUCCCGAAAAUCCCACAAACACUCGAAGAUAUCAUCCUUGGCUUGGAUAAUUCAAUCACAGAAAUAUCACUUUCCGUCGUUACUUCUACUGACGGAUUCGUCAAAUUUGGAGUCAUUAUACCUACUCCGACUGUGUACGCCGUUGCGGAUAUGCUUCAGAUAGUCCCAGAGGCUGACCUCGCUAAACACCAGUUCUACCUCAACUCAUUUGGACAACCGAGUGCCAUCGAAUACGCUUACUUGAACAAGGGAUUCGGGUUCGAGGUGUAUAAGGAGGGUGUUGAUGUCCAUGUGUACUACACGCUUGGCGAUGUUUCAGCUUAA
Entamoeba invadens IP1 is the source of this 1548-nucleotide messenger RNA. RefSeq lists its product as hypothetical. The record is from RefSeq and is a predicted model, not a curated record. The transcript has a single exon. Lineage: Eukaryota; Evosea; Mastigamoebida; Endamoebidae. The coding region runs from base 1 to 1548 and encodes 515 amino acids.